UUGGAACGAUGUUUGACAAGCAGGUGUCUAAAUACUGUUGGUCAUGACCUUGAUCACUUCAGUAACCCUGCACAUCGUAAUAUAAUGGUACUGGAAUUGACCUGUACAUAACUUGCAUUCUCAUGGGUUUUUUUCUUCUCAUUUCUUGUUUUUCUGUAAUCUGCAUUACAUUUAUUCUGCAUUGUUGGGAAAGAGCUCGCAAGUAAGCAUUUCACUGUACUGUUUUACACCUGCUGUAUCCUGUGCAUGUGACAAAACGUGGACAUACUGAGGAGAGUCCCUUGUGAAUUGGAUGUACCAGAAGAGAUUAGGAGAUGCUGGUAGUGUAGUUACAGCUGAAAGUUACGUAAUCCUUCAAGGGCAGUAACAUGUCCACUGCUGGUCAGCAGUCUCUUCACCUCUCCAAUUUGAAAAAGUAAUCGUUUUUAUUAUUAAUGAAAUUGUAUAACUAAUAGGUAAGUAACAUCCAGACAAAAAAGAAUAAGGAAACACUAGGUCCUAUACCAUACCAAAAUAGCAUUCAGCAAGGAUCAUCAAGUCAAUGUGCCAUUAUGGUUAAUGUAUAGAAGAAUAGACUUAUAGACUUUAUGUUCCAUCCAUUGUAGCUAAGAAGUCUCAUAACUGGGGCUCUACACUAAGGGAGGAGCUUAUGGUAUAAUCAAUUGUUUAGUUGAACUGGUAGAUGGACUCCUUGUGAAAUAUGGCCCUUGUCUGGUUGAUUUUGUUUGAUAUUUGGAACUAUAAAAUAAUUGAUAUUUUACAGUGUUGUCUUUUCCAAAUAAUUUCAAAAUUAUACUUUGGCAGAAAUAUAUUCAUGUUCAAGCCAAAUUAAGCUCAUCUGACAAAUAAACUCAGAUGCGUGGAUAUUAUUUUAUCUGAAAGAAAGGCACAGACCAGUAGCCUAUGGAGUAGUCCAGCAUACACCUGGCCUAUGCUGCCCAAAGCCACAGAGUUAUCUUUACUAUGCAUUUAAAACAGUAGUCAAGUCAACUGAUUUGUUUUAUGAUUUAAACCAAUGAUUGACACGGGAUGCAACCAUGAUCAUCAACCCUGUCAUGGCAGCGCACAUUAACGUAAACGAUGGGCAAUGGCAUCACAAUGUGGCUAGCUUAUUACGCAUGGGUUGUAGUCUCUCGAUUUGGUCCAUAAAAUAAAUGUCUCAGUGCUGCCUGGAGUUAAUCAAGUAGAAAACUGCCUGGCUCAUGCUUUUCCUAAUGUGGUGUUUCACUAUCUCGUGAAGGUGAACCUCUGAAGGCGCACGGCACUGUGUCAUAUUAAACAGUCACAGGACAAGUGUAACAUCAAGAUUUAGUAAAGCGGCAGGCAGAAACCAGGGCCAGAACGACUGACUCAACAGGACUGCGCACACAGAACGCUGUAGUGGCGAGACCUUCACAAAGAUCCAGCGCUUGGACGCAAAAGGAUGGAUUCUUUCAGACCAGGCUCCAGCAUAGGAUUGUCUCCCUCUCCAAGAGACCGACAAUCACCCAUCCGUUUUGAUCGGGAGCACUCACAACCGGGAACAAUGGCCGGAUGUCGGGCGGGAACACUUGGCUUCCCAUCCGAAUCGUUGUGCGUAAAGUACGGGGAAUUUUUAAAGAACACCGCCGCAGCAGCGGAGAGCAGUGGUGGGGAGCAGAGUCAGGAUGAUGACAGUGAUGGCAUUGGUCGGAGUGACAUGGUGCUUUUUCCAGAGGAAAGGCUCAUGGCAUCAAUGGCCAAAUGUGACGCAGCAGGUAAGAAACACAAAGAGCAGAAGGUGUUGAGGCUCAACAUUAACGCCCGAGAGAGGAGGAGGAUGCACGACCUGAACGACGCGCUCGAUGAACUGCGGUCGGUGAUCCCCUACGCGCACAGCCCAUCCGUACGGAAGUUGUCAAAAAUAGCCACUUUGCUCCUCGCCAAAAACUACAUCCUCAUGCAGGCACAAGCACUUGAAGAGAUGAGAAGACUUGUCAGUUAUCUUAACCAUGGACCUGGCGUUACUGCUGCGAAUACUGCUGGUGCACCCGGAUUAGGGCGGUAUGACCAGCAGACAGGAUACCCGUUCUCUGCUGGGGUUCCGGACCCUUUCAAUAGCAAUGCAAAUCUCUUCAAUAAAUAAAAAUGUCAACAAUAAACCUUGAACAGUUGUGUCGGACACUAACAGGGGACUUCACGCUUCGUGAGCACAACUGAAUUGAUGGGAUCAGCGUGACUGACAGAAGUAGUCACAUAUUACGAGAACAUGGAGUCCUAUAAUAGAUGACUCUGUUCUGCAUGGUGAUUGCGUUUCGAAAAUAGUUUUACAAAAUCUAACUAAUCUAACUAAAUGACAGCUAACAUGGUCAAAAAUGGUUAGCCUUUUAACAAAUUAUGUUUAGUCUUAUUUAACCAUUAUGUCCUACGGUACAUUUUCUUCCGUUUGAUUAGAUGAUGUUCGAUGGAUAAAUUGUAUUGGUGACAUAAAAUAGAUAUGUUAUGGUCUGUUUUCCAGUAGCCUAUACCUCAAUGCAUGGGCUAUGUACAAUCAAACCCAAAUUAGUUACAAAGAGCAAUUGUGAAUAUUGGGUGAAUUAAUAGGUAGCCUAUAGGCCUAAGUUUGAUAAUGAUAUCAAUCAAUGAUAGUUUUUACCGUCAAGGACUACAUUGGAAGUGUUUUAAUUAAUCUUUUUAAGUGCCAUUGUACAUUUUGUUUUAGGCUAUAUAUCUUUUACCCAAAUAAAUACAAUACAAAUAUUUUCAUACAUGUAAUUGUCAUUAAUUGUGUAAUUUACAUUUCCCUAAAUACUAUUUAACAAUGCAGGCAUUUGACAAACUUGAAUAAACAUUUUAUUACCAGGGACAGCAUUAAUGACAAACAACGAUCAGAACGCUGUACUCACACAAGAUAAUUCCUCUGAGUAUGAACCUUGCAGAUUCACUGGAUCAAUUGAAAGAAUAGGUCAGUAUUGGUAAAAAUGUAAGGAAUAAAAUUACUGCCACAUGCAGAACUGAUUUGUCCAGUUGUAAUUUAUUUCAUGAAUUGUAAAUACUCUGUAGGACUCUUGAAAUAGGAAAGACAUUUGAAUGUAUAACUUAAAUGGUUGGUUAUUUGGUUAAUGUUAUAGAAAAAUGAAACUAAUAAAAUCAGUCAUGUUUUAGGGACACCACCAUAUUUACUACAUAAAGCUUUUAUCACAUUGUCCUUUUACCCUGUAAUAUAGUUCAACUAUUUGAUUCAACUACUGUUGUACAGUAUAGAUCAGGGAUGGGCAACUUUGACAGUGAAAAAAUGUAAAAUAAUUUGAGUUCAUUUCCUGCAAUUCUACACAUUUUGUCAUGUGGUGGAGAGAAAUGGUUGCCGUUUUUAAUAUGAUAUCUGAGUGAGAGUGAAUAACAAAAUCAAUGGGGGCCCCGGUCGGUAAUUCAACCACGAUUACUACAGGUCAAGAUAGCUGGCUAGACUAACUUACCAAUC
This is a messenger RNA of Oncorhynchus tshawytscha (Chinook salmon), 3439 nucleotides long. RefSeq names its product class E basic helix-loop-helix protein 22. The coding region runs from base 1424 to 2104 and encodes 226 amino acids. Gene Ontology annotation, molecular function: protein dimerization activity. The record is from RefSeq and is a predicted model, not a curated record. The transcript has a single exon. NCBI's taxonomy places the organism in Eukaryota, Metazoa, Chordata, Actinopteri, Salmoniformes, Salmonidae.